Volvox carteri f. nagariensis is the source of this 420-nucleotide messenger RNA. RefSeq lists its product as uncharacterized. Bases 1 to 420 code for a protein of 139 amino acids. The transcript has a single exon. NCBI's taxonomy places the organism in Eukaryota, Viridiplantae, Chlorophyta, Chlorophyceae, Chlamydomonadales, Volvocaceae. The record is from RefSeq and is a predicted model, not a curated record.
AUGAUUUGGGCCGCCUGCUUGCUGGCGUACGGCCGCAUGCUGCGGGGCAUGUUCAGGUUCCAGCACUUCAUCCGCUAUCCCGUACAGAGGGCGUUGAAGGGCAUCUGGGUGGCCUCCGCUAAAUCCCUGGCGGGCGAUUCAGAAAAUACAAAGGACGCAUAUGGCCGGGAAAAGGAAACUAAGGCUGAUACCGCGCUCCGGAUAUCACCACUUGCAUGUGGCGAAGACCAAAACACAGAGCCCGAACCGGACAGCGAACGCAACACCUUGCAAUCUGUCACCCCGAUCGUACUCACCGCACCGAUAGAUAUUCCCUCCAGCUGUCAAUCCACUUAUAGCUGUGCUAUUGACGUUAACAGGUCUGCGGAAUCUGCAACGAAGUCCAAGACGUGUACCCGAAGGUUUGCUGGGGGCCUGUAG